Molecule: messenger RNA, 963 nt
Organism: Lasiodiplodia theobromae
Lineage: Eukaryota; Fungi; Ascomycota; Dothideomycetes; Botryosphaeriales; Botryosphaeriaceae
Product: AMMECR1 family protein
Exons: 2
Coding region: 1-963 (320 amino acids)
Source: RefSeq, a predicted model, not a curated record
AUGGCUACUGCCGCCCAUUGCGCCUAUUGCUUCGAGAGCCUGAGCGCCAGCUUGGAAAAGCGCCAUCCGCUGAGCUUGGAAGAGGUCGAAGAGCUGUGGAACAAGUACAACGCCGAUGACGUGGACGAGGUGGACGACGAUGAUGAGAGCGCCGACGAGGAAGAGGACGAAGAGAUGACGGACGCCGAGGAUAUGCAGGCUACCACGACCGCCCUAAAGCCGUCCCCCGCCAUCAGCCGCCUGGCUGCUGACAGUCCCUCCACCAACGCGAGUACCUCCUCGGUGCAGUCGGCCGCAUCGUCGCGCAGCUCUGCCCCCACCACUGCCUCGUCUGCCACCUCCAAGUCGUCGUCGCGUACGUCAUUCUUCUCCAGUCUCGGCCGCCGUGUGCGUGGUGCCCAGUCCUCGAGCUCUGCUCCCGCCGCCGCCUCAGACGACGCUUAUCCGCUAUUCGUGACAUGGAACACACUGAGCAGGAGUGGGAGCAAGAAUCUGCGCGGCUGCAUCGGCACCUUUGAAGACCAAGAGCUGUCGGACGGACUGCGAAGCUACGCGCUUACCUCAGCCUUCGACGACACGCGCUUCAACCCGAUCGCCACGCGCGAGCUUCCGAGUCUCGAGUGCGGCGUGACGCUCCUCACCAACUUCCAGCCAGCUGCCGACGCCAUGGCGUGGGAGCUGGGCAAGCAUGGCCUGCGCAUCUCCUUCACCUAUCACGGCCGCCGCUACGGCGCCACGUACCUGCCGGACGUGGCCAAGGAGCAGGGCUGGACCAAGGAAGAGACGAUUGUCAGCUUGAUGCGCAAGGCCGGCUGGAGCGGCCGCAGGGACGACUGGCGCAAGGUUGACCUCAACGUCAUCACCUAUGAGGGCAGCAAGGCGACCCUGGCCUACGCCGAGUGGAAGGAGUGGCGCGACUGGGUCGAAGAGCGUGCCGGAGUGGCCGCGAAGGCUUUGAAUUGA